UUUCCUUAAAGAAAAGAUUAUUUAUAACUAAAGCAGAUUUUUGAUGUACCAAUAUCUCGCAGCUAUGGUAAGUAUAUUAUUACAAGAUAAGUUAAAGAUUUUCAGUGUAUAAACGAAGAAAGAAACCAAGAACUAAGCUAGAUUUGCUUUUCUUUAUGAUUAGUUCCAACUCUUUGAAAAACACGGCGUGGGGAUGCAGGCCUGUGUUGUUCAGAGACAUCGAAAAUUUAUCCAGAUCCCGUACAUUGUCCUUGGGAAGUUUGAAACUAAAGUGUAAAUGCAUUUGCACUGGAACCAGAACACACAAGCAUUUAGAUUCUAAGGCUAGUGGUGUUUUAAACUUUUUGAGGUUCUUGUAAACUAAGAGAAAUCAUACUUGGUCGGCUUCAAUGACUAUUAUGUAUUACGAGAACAUUGAACUAUCUUCUAGCACUCUCUGGAGUAAGGCUGCAGUUCUUGGGACAUCACUCUACAAGUAACUAGAACAAAGAGCAAACUAAAAAAUAAGAACUAUGGCAUCAUUUUUGUCAGCAUUUGACCAAAAAAAAAGAACUAUGGCAUCAUCUUUUAAAUCACACAAUGCCAAGCUCGAAUCAAAUAGGUCCCUAGUGUGCUACUGCACCAUUACAUCCUUUGUUAGUUUACGUCCAUUGAUGAACAUAGAAUUGGAUAAUAAUGACAUCAUCUACAUCACGUCACGUCAACAAAAUAGCUGAACAAAGGAUUAAGUUCCAUUGCAGUUCUCUGUUAUUGUAGCCAAAUACUCAAAUCAUUACUAAAACUAGCUAAGGGAAAACAUUAUAACAAAUGCUAGAAAAUUUUGCAAUCUGAUCAAAACAAAAGAAUGUUCCUUUACCUUCAGUAGAAGAGCAAGUUUCUGGUCAGAAGCUGGCAUAACCACAACGCAAAAGGGAGACCUUGAAGCCUUCAAGCUAUUGCUCAUCUUAAACCCCUCACUAGCUCUUAAGUCACAAUACCUUCUGUGACAUGAAAACUUUAUAAUAUAUACAUUAUGUAACAAAAUCCACAUUUACUAUUUCUUUUUAAAUGCUGAAAGUUAUUCCCUAUCUUAAAUAUCUAAAAUUGAAUAUUACAUAUUUUGUAUAUUUAACUAUGUAUUCAAUACGUACAACCCUAGUAGCUAUAUUUUCUCUCACGCGGCCGCACCUUAUAGCUUCGUUCUCUCCAAUUCUUUGUCCAGACAAAAUCUCUUUGAAUAUUCUUCCUCUCUGUUUGAGUUAUCUUGAAAAAUGUUUUCCCGCAUAUCCAGGCGCAUCCCAUUUCAAAAUCUGAACCGUACUUCGGUGCUUCAUAGGGCACAACCGUUACUAACCAAGCCAGCAGCACCCUCCACGGCCUUCUUCUCUUCUCAGAGAUCUCUGAAAACACGCCUCAGAGAAGGAGAAAAUCUUUAUGGGCUAUUUCUCCUUUCAUUCUCGCCGGAGAUGGCUGAGAUUGCUUCAUAUGCCGGUUAUGACUUCAUCGUCGUGGACAUGGAGCACGGUGCCGGCGGAGUUCGAGAGGCGCUCAACUGUAUACGCGCUGUUGAGGCAGCAGGAUCUUCCACCGUGCUCCGUGUUCCAGAUAAUUGUCAAGCAUGGACCAAGAAGGCUCUGGAUCUUGGCCCUGACGGCAUUAUGUUUCCCAUGAUCGAGACUGGUAAAGCAGCUUCGGAUGCUGUCUCGUACUGCCGGUAUCGCCCUGACGGACUCCGCGGCUGUGCUUACUCGAUUGUGAGAGAUUCCAAGUUCGGGUUCGACGAAGAGUAUUUACGUAAUUACACCGAUCAGCUACUGAUCAUGUGCCAGAUAGAAUCCGAGGAAGGUGUGAAGAACGUGAAGGACAUUGUCGCCGUUGAUGGGAUGGAUUGCGUGAUGAUGGGGCCGAGGGAUCUGAGCGCGAGCUUGGGGCUACUCCAUGACCCAGGAAAUGCGAAGGUGAAGUCCCUCAUGAGGACGGCUGAGACGGCGGUGAUAGCUUCCGAUCCGGAGAAUGGUGGAGCUUACUUGGCCGGGAUGGCCACGGCUCAGGACAAACCGGUGGAUCUCAGGUUACGUGGAUAUCACAUGAUAAUUGGAGCUACUGACGUGCCUUUGUUUAAGAAGGCAGUGGUUGAUGACGUCAAGAGUUUUAAGUUUGGAUGUUCGUAAAAAAAAAAUAGAUUAUUGCAUAGACUUCAAUAUGAUACCUAUUUAUGGUAUCUAAAAUUCAAAUUCAAAGAUAUUUCAGUUGACAAAUAUAAAUAUAUAAUUAUAGUUAUGAUUACACUUUGAUUUUAGCUGAGAUUGUAACUAAUUACGUUAAUAACAUUGAAUUUCAAUAUGAUACAAAGAUUUUUGGAUUUCACUGAUUGGAUUCGACAUAUCUUAAGCUAUAAACUACGAUCUGCUUAUUAACAUUUUGAAUCUUUGUAUCUAAUUGAUUGAUUAACCUUCUUGCUGUUGAGUUUUUGAUUCUCUUAAACAAGACCAUUGCCACGACCAGAGAUGUAUUUCGCGGACUGUCUACUGAUGGAAAAAGAAGAGACAACUGACAUUUACAACAAUCGGUAAUUCGACUUCAGUCUCUGAAGAAGGACUGUAAGAUUAUCUUUUCCUUAAUAACUCAACAAGCAUUUAGACAGUCCUCUCUUGAGAUUUUCAAAUUUGGUUUUUGUUUCAUUAGCACGAUUUUGAGCUUCACAUUACUAAUUCUGAUAGUCUGUUGCAUCACUAAUUGCAGCAAGAUUUAGAGCUUCACAUUACUAAUUUAGUCAGCCGGUUUCAUUCCUUGCGGUUUCCGGUCUGUUGGUUUUCGGAUUUUCAAGUUUGAUCUUCUUAAUUA
Molecule: messenger RNA, 2823 nt
Organism: Brassica napus (rape)
Lineage: Eukaryota; Viridiplantae; Streptophyta; Magnoliopsida; Brassicales; Brassicaceae
Product: 2-keto-3-deoxy-L-rhamnonate aldolase-like
Exons: 2
Coding region: 1251-2150 (299 amino acids)
Cellular component (GO): cytoplasm
Molecular function (GO): aldehyde-lyase activity
Source: RefSeq, a predicted model, not a curated record